Molecule: messenger RNA, 597 nt
Organism: Pisolithus orientalis
Lineage: Eukaryota; Fungi; Basidiomycota; Agaricomycetes; Boletales; Pisolithaceae
Exons: 7
Coding region: 1-597 (198 amino acids)
Source: RefSeq, a predicted model, not a curated record
AUGGCAACACCACGGUCUUCCCAAGAUUCCUCCAGAGUUGACGGCAACCGAGGAAGCAGUUCUAGCCUGCAGGUCCAGACUGGUCGGCUGUCCGUCAAUCUACUAACUCACAGUGACUCACCUUCGACUCGCCAGUUGUCAGGUAAAAGUGGUCUCCCGACUUCCCUGCCUGCCAUCCCCUUACAAUUUCUCCCUACUAUUCCUCCUAACGCCAACACGCCACCUCCCGCUAUGUCAGGCGUGUCACCUCCCCCGCCAUCAAACCCUGCACCAGAUUUAAAGACGCUCUGGAAGAUCCAACGCCUGCAUGGUGGUCACUACCAGACGGACCUCAUUGCGUUGAUGGAGAUGGUUGCGGGUAACGUGCAGAUCAUUAGCGUCCUAUCAUUUGAGGCAUCGUUAAUGCUGAUUGCUGGAUUAUCAUCUGGUCUCAACAUUUCUGUUGCUGCGAUCGUUGUUGCUGUGGUUGUUGAUCCGGACUGGACCCAGGUUAAGAUGUCUGCGGUUUGGGGGGCUGUGGGCUGUAUUGCCCCACUGGUUUGGUGGUGCACAAUCUUGCUUGGGAUGGUUGUCUUGCUCCUCCUCGCAACACAAUGA